AUGUCGCCGAUGCGGCAGGUGCAGUCCAGCCUCGUCGCCAUGCUCUUCGGCGACGGCCCGUGCUUCUUGGCAGAUCACUUCGGGCUCGAGCGAGAGUCCAGCCUGGGCGACAUGUACGGCGAGUUGCGGGAGAUCACGUUGUCCUUGUCUGCGUCGCUGCACUACCGAGUGGAAUCCCAGUUCGGCGAGUACCCCCUCGAACUCCUCAGGGUUGCCCCCCGCGCCGCCCUCGGCGAGUGCGUGAAGGGCGCCAUGCGCGAGUUGAUGGGCACCCCGACGUGCUGCCUGGACGAGUCCUUCUCGGGGCGCCUGUUGGACUGGGCGCGGGCCAAGGCCGACGGCGGCUUGGGCGAGGAAGCAAUCUUGGAGGCGUUGUGCUGUGAGGUCGUGAUCGCGGCGAUCCGGGCGUGGGCCGAGGACGGCAAGGCCAGCGUCGCGCACGUCGAGCGGCUCCACGCCAUCAUGAAGCAUCUGAUUUGCCGCUCCACUUCGCGCCCAGGGGCAGAGAGCGUCAUUCUGCUGAACCACGCGCGCAGGAUGAUGGCUAAGUUCACCGAGCAGGGCCACCUGGAUUUCAGCCUCGAGAAGAACCAGGUGGUCUUGGCCAGGCGGGGUGGCCUUGUAACCCGCCAGGACGCCCGCCGACUGCGGAAGCCGAGGAAGCGGCGGCAGCCGCGCCAACGCGAAACCUUCUUGAAUACCAAAUCAAGGUUGGCAAAGUUGGCCCGGGCGGGAGCACCGUGGACGAAUGACCAGGAGAAGAGAGCGAGAGAGGAGUGGGGCCGUCAGAUGGAUGAGAUGACCCAGGAGCAGGUGGACACCUACUUGGCCGCGCACGCAGCCUUGCCCGCGGCCCAGGAGCCCGUCGACGAGACCGCGGGCGGCGCGGCGGCUGAGCUGCGCGGUGGCGCCCUCGAUUUGCUCGACAUCUUGACUGGCAGCGUCGAGCCCCCAGAGUUCGAGAUCGCAGUGGGCGACAGGGCGCGCCAGGUGUGGCCGUUGGAUGUCGGCGAUGAGACGUGGCCACUUGCCGAGGCGAGGUUCGAGCAGCACCUGCGCGCCGUCUCGGGCGCGAGCAGCGGGGGGGCCCCCGCCCGAGUGCCAGGGGUCACGCAGUGCGCCAAGAAGAUUCGCCCCGAGUUGCGCGAGACGUUGCUGGUCGAGGGCCCCGCCGACGAGAACGCCACCCCCGUCCCGAUGGGCCCCGUCGCGGUGCGCGACCAGUGCUUCAGGCUCCACCCUGGCCUGUGCCAGACGAGGGACAAGGAGGUCUACGCGCAGGCGCUCGCCGCGGCGUCGGGGCUCCGGGCCUUCGUGAAGGGCAUGUCCAGCGGCCAGCUGAUUCGCAUCAUUGGCGGGGAUGUUGAGCAGGCGGCAUCGUCGGACGCACGACCUGUCGAGAUGUGGCUGUGCAUCGGGGCGAUGCGCCAGCGGGGCCCUCCGCUUGCUGUGUUCGCUCGCUGCAGCCGCCACGCGUGCCUCCAGGGGGUCAUCCAGGUGGACGUUGCGGAGCCGCCCGAGGCCAGGGGGCGCGGCAGCCUCGAGUUCAACUUCUCGACUUGCUACCGCGUCGCUCGCGACUGCGUCGUGCUCGACGGCAUGCAGGGGGCCAAGGUGCAGGAGAUCAGGUGUGCGAACACCAGCGUGCUGGCCAUGAUGCUGCAGGGGGAGUUUGUCGUUCGCGAGGCGCCCUUCCGCGGCAUGGACCAGAGCCUCGUCGUCCUCGCGCCCCUCGGCUCGUGCAAGAGGGCGAAGGCAAAGGUGACGCACAUUGAUUCGGGCGGCAGCGGCACCGACGAGGGGGGCAAGACCGACGGGCUGCAGGAGGAUGACCCGAUGGAGGUGCCCCCGCCGCCCCAGCCGCCCCAGCCGCUGGAUGCUGCAGGGCAGCCUGGGGGUCGCAGGGGCCAGAAGCGGCGCGCCGCUGCCGCGGAGCCCCCAGGUUUGGACGGCGCCAUGCCGCGCAUCCACCAGGGCUGGGGCGCUCGCAAGAAGGGUGGCGAUCAGGAGCAGUACUCGAGGUACGACGUCCCCGGCUGCGGCUACCUGUACUACGCCCACGGCCGCAAGAAGAUGGCCGCGCAUUGCGUGAACGCGGCGUGCCCCCAUGGCUUGUGCCGCACCGGCCGCUCGUGCGCUGGGUCAGCCCAGAAGUUCUCGGGCCGACCAGUCGGCUUCCUGUUGGCGUGGCUCUUCGCCGGCCACGGCUACGACCAGGCAGGGCACCAGGCGCUGGCGAGGCGAGAGCAGCGGGACAACGCUGACAUCAGCUACGCCGAGCGCAACUCGUGCCGGCAGUGGGCCAAGGAUAACAUCCCCGACGUCUUCGCCCACGAACGUGAGCGGGAGGAUGGUGAGUCGGAGGGGCCCCAGCACGUGUGCUACUGA
Prorocentrum cordatum is the source of this 2388-nucleotide messenger RNA. The record is from the annotation of a GenBank genome assembly. Lineage: Eukaryota; Dinophyceae; Prorocentrales; Prorocentraceae.